AUGCCACCUGACGCAGACAUCAAACGUUUUAUCCUGAUGCCAUCUGAACCCAUUUCAUUGCGUCUGCAGGCCACAGACGAGGGCGUGUAUCACCACCCCAGACAGACUGCUUAUAAGGCCACGCAUGAAGCCAGAGAGGACUCCAGCAUCUUCAAGGCUCAAGAGGAGAGGACUUUAGACGUCAAAAGAUGCUUUGCACUAGGGUGGUAA
Molecule: messenger RNA, 210 nt
Organism: Knipowitschia caucasica
Lineage: Eukaryota; Metazoa; Chordata; Actinopteri; Gobiiformes; Gobiidae
Source: the annotation of a GenBank genome assembly